AUGGGAGAGCAAAAGAAUGCCACACUGCCGGAAGAUUUAAUGUAUGCAGAAAUACUCCCUCGAAUACCAGCAAAAUACAUUAUUCGAUGUCGCCUUGUUUGUAAGUCCUGGAACUCUGUUUUCUCCAGACCUGCUUUCGUAAAUUCCCACCUCACUCAUCAACUCCACAACAACUCUGAAGAAAAUGAUCGAAUUAUAGUAAGGCCUUGUGGUUUUUACGAGGGAGUGGUGGACAUUCUCUCUACCGAUUCAAUUCGUGUCCGCAAAGUUCCUUACGCUUGUGACACUCUGUGUGGUUCAAUUAAUGGUUUAGUUUUAAUGGUUUCUAAACCGGGAAAAAGAUUUUGUUUAUGGAACCCGGCUAUUGGGCAAGUUAAGUUGUUUGAUUUCCCUCCACUUGAUGGUCACUAUGCCGGAGGAUUUUGUUGGGAUCAUGUGCAGAACGAUUACAAGGCCUUGCUGUUCUGCUAUGAUUCGAUGUCAUCUCCCGCUAGACAAAUUUGUAUUUACUCAACAAAUUCUGCUACUUGGACUUCUUUGUGUAUCCCUCAAAAUCUCAUGUUGCCCGGACUACAUGAUAGUUUUUGGAUGUUACUAGGUCACUCUACCAUUGUCAAGGGAACCCCUUACUGGAGUUGUUCUAAAUCCUUGACUUUGCCUGGAGAGAAGCACGAACGUAAGUUCUUCUGGACGUUCAAGUUUGUGCCUGAAAUCAACGAGUUCAGAAUCCUCCCUGAUUUAGAUUCCCUCAAAUGUUGUGGAGACACUUUUAGUAUAGUCAACAUCAAGGAUCGUCUUGUUGGGAUGACAUAUAACUCAGUAACACAUGGAGGGACGAAUAUGGUGGAUAUGUAUUCUUUGGACAACGAGGAAUCCAGUAGUGGUGUUUGGAGUAAGAUGUACAGCAUAGGACCGGUGUAUUUUUGCUCCAACCAAAGGCUGCUGCACGCUUUUAGGAAUGGUGGUGAAGUAUUGAUCCGGGGAAAUUCUGGUCCAUUUACUUUCUAUGAUCCUAAAAUCAAAGAAACUAAGAGAAUUGCUGGGACGACUAGCAGUCGCACUCGCACUCCCACUUUCUUUCGGGAGUUGUAUGGACAGUGUUACAGUUAUACGCCUAGUUUGGUCCGUGUUCGAGGAAUGGAGUCCAUGCAGAAUUUUUCUACAAAUGGAGAACUCAAAUCUCAAGCAAGUCCGGUUUAG
Molecule: messenger RNA, 1200 nt
Organism: Daucus carota subsp. sativus
Lineage: Eukaryota; Viridiplantae; Streptophyta; Magnoliopsida; Apiales; Apiaceae
Product: probable F-box protein At5g47300
Exons: 1
Coding region: 1-1200 (399 amino acids)
Molecular function (GO): protein binding
Source: RefSeq, a predicted model, not a curated record